This is a messenger RNA of Necator americanus (New World hookworm), 240 nucleotides long. RefSeq lists its product as uncharacterized. Bases 1 to 240 code for a protein of 79 amino acids. Lineage: Eukaryota; Metazoa; Nematoda; Chromadorea; Rhabditida; Ancylostomatidae. The transcript has a single exon. The record is from RefSeq and is a predicted model, not a curated record.
AUGCAAUGCAUGAUGGCAGCAACAUUUAGAGUUGGUGCUGACUACCCAGCUGAGCAAUGUUUAACACCGGGUCAGUUUGCUUUAAGUACUAGUAUUCUGAAUUUCUUAUAUCUCAGUAUCUUGCAAGCUGUUCUUUCUUCCUCUUCCGUUGAUAAGAAAACAAAACUAGUACCCACCAUUUAUGAUCGUCUUGCCAUUGAAGAUUUAGCAGAUGUAUUUUUUGCUAGUUGCAAGCACUAA